AUGUGGACUCCAGGCCUAUUGUUCCUCCUGCUGCUGACCUCCUGCCUCCGUGUCUCAAGCGUUCCCCCCGGCAAGUCCCUCGACGAGGGACAACCAACUGGACUAAGUAAAUUCAAGGAUGUCAAACAAAGGCUUGGUAGUUGGUUUAGGGAUAAUUAUAGUGGACUUGGAGAGUCGCUUGUUAACACUGUGGAGCAGAUCCCGGGGGUUGGCACACCCUUAGGUGCACUGAUCAAAACCAUGCUGCUGCUAUUGCCACAAGAUGACGCUAUCCAACCUGAAUUUAAAGCUCUUAACGUUAAGCUUGACAACUUCCGUGCAGAAAUGAAGUGGGAUGCCUGGGCAGCGGGGGCCUACCAGGUUCCAGUGAACCACAUAGAGAAAGCCUGGCAGGAAUACACCCAGCUAGGGACUACUCACGCAAAACAGGAUUUCUUCCAAAGUUACAGGCAGCAUGUGGACAGCACUUUGGUCUUGCACCGAUACCUGACAGCUGAACCAGGAUCUGUAACACCCAACCUCGGAGACCUACUGGCUGACAGAUUAGGAUGUCAUGAAAAAGACAUUGAAGCGCAGUUUUUGUACUUGAAUGAAAUUAUGUGUAAAGGCAAUACACUUAUUGAAAAGUACAACGCAUUCAAAGGCAUAAACACAAAUGCCAGGGCCAAUGAGAUCGCCUCCCUAUCUGCCUCCGCUUUGUUCCAAUCGCACCAGAGAUGCUUAUCUGACAGUGAAGCUUACAUAGAAAGGGACAUUUUUGAGCGCAUUGAUGUAACCAAAAAACACCAAGAAAUAGCCCACGCUGUCCGGGCCUUUCUGUCCGAAACAUACUACAGGUACGACUGGCUGGUUGUUGCUUUUACAACCCAAAACGCACAGAUUGACGUACCACAACUACGCAAGCAUCAUCUGUCAGGGUUUACUGAGGUCCAGAAAGGGAGAGUGACCGUGGCGGUAGCCAAACAGGUGACGGGGGAUCACAGCCAGACUGGAGCCGUUAAAGAUCAGAUUACAAAGUGCAUACCUAGGAAGGUUGAAUCCUGUUCAGAUGUAGUAAAGAUCCUGGAGAACUGUGAGGAAAGCGUGAGUAAGACAUAUACAGCGGUGCAUGCCUUUAAAUUUAAAAGUCACGAUUCCACCAAUGCCGUGGAAGGACCACAUGGUGAUGAUGAUGAUGAUGAUGAUGAUGAUGAGGGCAACUCUGCAGACUCCACUAGUGCAUCUCUUAAACCCUUCCUCUAUAACGGCCACUGUGGAACACGGGGAAAGUAUACCAUUUUAAUUAAGAGUGACACAGAGCUGAGGGGUGAAAGAGACCUCUGCCCCACGUUAGACUGCGGGCCAAAUGGUAAGUGUGUGUUUGUGCCAAACACCUUCAUAGAAGUGUGUGAGUGCCGGUACCCGUACUUCGGUAAGCGGUGUGACCGGCGCCUAGGCCAGCCGCCUUGUUCUUCUCUGAGCUGCCGGUGCCAUGGCUCCGUCAGGCCGCCCAGAUACGUGCCGGCCGCUGAUUUUGGCCGAUAUUAG
Etheostoma cragini (Arkansas darter) is the source of this 1527-nucleotide messenger RNA. RefSeq lists its product as uncharacterized. The transcript has a single exon. The record is from RefSeq and is a predicted model, not a curated record. NCBI's taxonomy places the organism in Eukaryota, Metazoa, Chordata, Actinopteri, Perciformes, Percidae. The coding region runs from base 1 to 1527 and encodes 508 amino acids.